UAAAUCUAUCACACCCCUGCUGCCGCCGCUCCAAGUCCUCGAUCGAUCUUCUCCUUUGUCUUCACUCUCAGAAUCUCCUGGCAUCUCAUUCAUGGUGUAGAAAGAACUCGACACUGUAGCGUGAACUCAAACUAUCUGCUUUCUCUUUUCGAGUUUGGUGUUCGAGCGUGUAGAACGAGUUCGAGUGUUUCAGGAUACGGUGUUUGUGCUCGAGACUCUGUGUGAACUGUGAAGAAUAUUGUGAAUCUUUGUCUCCGGUUCGCGGAAGAGAAGUGAGUCUGGAGAAUUGUUUCUUGCUCAAUUGAGCAUCAUGGGAAGCAUGUCUGAAGGAGAAUCCUCCACAACCAUUCUUUAUUUCUCAAACCAAAGCAUUGGGAUUGCGGAAGGAUGCAACACCAAGAGAGGCUGUAUAGGGCAUCGACUUUCUUUCCACUGAAGUCAGAAACAAACUCGUGCUUGGCAUUGCUUGAUGGUUUCAUUGUUUAUGCUUCAUGCGUUACAAUGGUUACUGGUUAGCAUUGAUGAUUCGGUCAUGGGUAUGUAUAUAUGUAUGGAAAUUGAAUAAGUAUCGCAUGAGAAAUAACUUUUAAGUGAUGGUUUAUUAUUGUAUCAUUUUAUUUCAGGAUUGUGAUCCUCUUGUGGGUAAUCUUUAAGAUUUUUCAUGUCUGUUCUAUGCGUGUAAUGAUUUCAGAAUCUUUUUUCCAGCUUUCUGUAAUCAGUACAAAUUACCUUCUAUUGUCCCAAUCUUUUUUAUUUUUCUCUUCCCAUGUAAAUUUUAUGGUUGCUUCAUAUGCAUGUCCAUGUGAAUCCAAGUUGCAGUUUAUAACACCACAUGUUUAAAUGUUUUUGCUUAUGCUGGAUCUCUAUUUUCUUGUUUCAAUCUGAUCUGAAUAUUUGUAAUUAUGCUGGAACAGGGACCCUCUGUUUUUAUUUUAAAUGGCUAAGGUUCUAGGAUGUAGAGAGGUGCCAUUUUCUGAAACGAGAAAUGGGCAAGUGCCUGCUUUUUUAAAUAUUUUACGAAGUUUGGGCAAAGAGAAAUGCUUGCCUUGAUAAGACUAAACCAGAGCAAUCAAAUACCCCGAAAGACAACCCCAUAUCUAAAUUUUAUCAUCAAAUUGUCCAAUCUUUCUUUAGAAAAUGUAGCUGAUAUAGACAAAAUCACCAGAAUUAUUAACAGUCAUCCCUUUCCUGAAGAGUCUCUUCAGCCUGCACUUCACCAGCACAUCCCUCCUGCUACCCUCUCUCCUUGUUUUGUGGAGAAUGUGCUGGGGCGGCUAUUUGCAUCUCAUUCCAAUGGUCUUAAAGCCCUUGAGUUUUUCAAAUUUUACCUUCAUCAAUCCCAGUCUUGUCCAAGUUCUGAGGCGUUGAACAAGGCACUUCAUAUCCUGACAAGGAUGCGUUAUUUUGACAAGGCAUGGGAGUUGCUGGAAGAAACCAGAAAUACACAUCCUUCCCUGAUCACACUGAAAUCAAUGAGCAUCAUGCUGUCAAAAAUUGCCAAAUACAAAUCCUAUGAUGAUACCCUUGAAGCAUUUAGAAGGAUGGAGAGUGAUAUAUUUGUUGGGCGUAAAUUUGGCAGUGAUGAGUUUAAUGUACUUCUUAAAGCAUUUUGCACACAAAGACAAAUGAAGGAGGCAAGGUCGGUGUUCCAUAAGAUGUAUCCUCGAUUUCCCUCCAAUACCAAGACCAUGAAUAUCUUGCUUUUGGGCUUCAAGGAAUCAGGUGAUGUAACUGCUGUUGAACUAUUCUACCAUGAUAUGGUUAGACGAGGUUUUCAUCCUGAUACCAUAACUUAUAAUAUCAGAAUUGAUGCAUACUCUAAGAAAGGUUGUUUUGGGGAUGGUUUGAGACUUGUGGAGGAGAUGGAACGCAGAAAUUGCGUUCCCACAAUAGAAACAAUAACCACAUUGAUUCAUGGAGCUGGGCUGGUUCGAAAUUUAAGCAAGGCAUGGCAAUUAUUUAACGAGAUUCAUCUGAGAAACUUAGUUGCUGAUACAGGUGCUUAUAAUGCUUUGAUAAGUUCAUUGGUUAAAUCAAAAGAUAUUAAAUCUGCGCUUUCAUUGAUGGAUGAGAUGAUUGAGAGACACAUUGAACAUGAUAGUGUGACUUAUCAUACAAUUUUCUUUGGACUAAUGAGGUCUAAUGACAUUGGAGGUUUAAUUGAAUUUUAUCACAAGAUGACAGAGAGAAACUUUGUUCCAAAAACAAGGACGGUUGUUAUGCUGAUGAAAUAUUUCUGUCAAAAUUCUCGUCUUGAUUUAAGUUUAACUUUAUGGCAAUAUCUUUUAGAUCAAGGAUAUUGUCCUCAUGCUCAUGCUUUAGAUCUUUUGGUCACUGGGUUAUGCUCAAGGGGUAUGUUACAAGAAGCUUUUGAGUGCUGCAAACAAAUGUUAGGCAGGGGAAGGCACAUGAGUGAAUCAAGUUUUCUAAUGCUUGAAAGGUUUUUAAUCCAGGCGGGUGAUGUGGACAAACUGAGGAAGCUUGACCAGAUGAUAAAAAAAUUGGAAACUAUCUUGCCUCCAUCUAGAGGGCAUGCAAAAGGUAUUUCUUCCUCCAGAGAGAGAAUUUAGCUUAUUGUAUUUUUCAUAAUACCAGUAUGUGGAGGUAAAAUAAAUAUUUUUUUUAAAUAUCUUUUACAAAAUUAUCCUAUUGGGAGGAUCUUUUCAGAUGAAUUUGCGGCCUGUAUGAAGUAAAAUUUUGUUCAAGGCAGAUCGGCCUCCAAAUUGACAGAGCUAUUUUAGCACAUUUCAAUAUGGGGCAUUUAAUACUCUGUUUAUCAUAAUGCUACAUUGAGAAUUUUAGAUUUAAGGAUUGACAUGGAUUAUCGCU
Neltuma alba is the source of this 2829-nucleotide messenger RNA. RefSeq names its product pentatricopeptide repeat-containing protein At3g61360. Lineage: Eukaryota; Viridiplantae; Streptophyta; Magnoliopsida; Fabales; Fabaceae. The transcript has 3 exons. The record is from RefSeq and is a predicted model, not a curated record. Gene Ontology annotation, molecular function: protein binding. The coding region runs from base 1038 to 2570 and encodes 510 amino acids.